Messenger RNA from Nicotiana attenuata, 752 nucleotides. RefSeq names its product NADH dehydrogenase [ubiquinone] 1 beta subcomplex subunit 8, mitochondrial. The transcript is spliced from 4 exons. Bases 108 to 485 code for a protein of 125 amino acids. The record is from RefSeq and is a predicted model, not a curated record. NCBI's taxonomy places the organism in Eukaryota, Viridiplantae, Streptophyta, Magnoliopsida, Solanales, Solanaceae.
GGAAAUGGAAACGCAGUACACAAUCUCCACUAACAUUGAACUGAAUCGCAAAUCGUAGAAUUACGAAGAACCAUCGGCGAGAGACAAACAAUUCCGAUCAUCGGAAAAUGGCCGGACGAUUGAGUAACGCAGCCGCUCGCAUCAUGGGCGGAAACGGCGUUGUAGCCCGCUCUGUCGCAUCCUCUCUUCGAACGCGCGCCGGUAUGGGACUUCCCGUCGGCAAACACAUUGUACCUGAUAAGCCGCUUGGAGUGAAUGAUGAACUUACGUGGGAUAACGGAACUCCUUUUCCCGAGCCAUGUAUCGAUCGUAUAGCUGAUACUGUUGGAAAGUAUGAGGCUUUGGCUUGGUUGAGUGGUGGAUUGAGUUUUUUCGUGGGGCUUGGGCUGUUAGCUGUUUGGAAUGACAAAGCCUCCACAAUCCCAUUUACACCAAAGGUCUAUCCAUAUGACAACCUAAGAGUGGAGCUUGGUGGAGAACCUUGAGCUUGGAUCUAGUUGGAAUUGAAUCCUCAAAAUGUUUUUAAUGCGUUUCUUCUCAUGUAUAAACAACUGUAAGGCUUGAACAGUAAGAAUAAAUCUUGGUUCGAGAUUUGCAACCAACAAGCUGACAUGAGUUUUGCUUUUGUCGUGUUUAUGCUGAAUCUUUUCUUAUCUUAAAAGUUUGAUUUGGUUAGUUGGAAUGUUAGAUACACUCCACAUGCUAAGUAGAUUGACCGUCUCUUCGAAAUCAAACUUGAAAUUGUUGCUUUU